Messenger RNA from Punica granatum (pomegranate), 2205 nucleotides. The record is from RefSeq and is a predicted model, not a curated record. Lineage: Eukaryota; Viridiplantae; Streptophyta; Magnoliopsida; Myrtales; Lythraceae.
AAAAAAAAAAAAAAAAAAAAAAAAAAAGAAAAAGUAAAACCAAAAUAAUCUAAGAGGUUCCCUUGGAUCUGAUCGUUCCGGUCCCAGCACCCCGGCCAGGCAUGAGGACACCACCUAUGCGGGUGUUUCUUGCCUGGGUCACGUUGCUCCUCCUCAGCUCGGUCGUCUCUGCCCAGGACUACGACGACCCCGAAGAGAAGAAGAAUAAGCCGCCACCCGAGCAGGAGAGCUGCACGGGGGUAUUCCUCUCCUACAAUUUCAUCGAGCGUGAGAAGGAGUACCCUCACGUGAAAAAUGCGACCGCCCAGGCCUGGGCCUUCAAGUCGCAGCUCACUGUCCUGAACGCGGGCCUGGACGAGCUCAAGGCAUGGAGGGUGUUCAUCAAGUUCCAGCACGAGGAGGUCCUUGUCUCGGUGACCGGCGCGGUCAUCAUCGAUGGGGAUGACCUGCCUGCCAAGGUCAGCAAGAAUGGGACGUUGUUCGCGGGGUACCCGAUGGCGGAUCUGAAGACUUCGGUCGAGACCGCCGGUGACAUCAAUCAAAUCCAGGCAAAGAUCGACAUCCUCGGGACAGUGUUUGGGAUCAAGCCCCCUGGCGUCCCCUUGCCCAAGACCAUCCGGCUCGAGAACGAUGGGUACAAGUGCCCCAAGAUUAUGAGACGGGGGAGUUCUAUGUACUCGUGCUGUGUCAGAGACAAGAAGCAUAAGGUGAAGCCGACCAAGACGAAGUUCUUGCCCCGGCAAUACGGGGAUCUGUCCUUGACAUACGACGUUCUCCAGGCGUACGCAGGCAGCUACCAGGCCCAGGUCACGAUCGACAACAACCACCUGUUGGGCCGCCUCGACCAUUGGAACCUCACAUGGGAGUGGAUGCGCGGGGAGUUCAUCCACUCCAUGCGUGGGGCCUACACCCACCGCCGUGACCCUUCUGAGUGCAUCUACGGGCCAGCGGGCCAGUACUACAAAGACUUCGACUUCUCCCAGGUCAUGAACUGCGAUAAGAAGCCAGUCAUCUCCGACCUCCCCGCUGACCGGGCCAAUGACAGCAAGGUCGGGAAGCUCCCUUAUUGCUGCCGGAAUGGAACUCUGCUCCCCGUGGUCAUGGACCCAUGGAAGGCCAGGUCCAUCUUCCAGCUGACCGUUUACAAGAUCCCCCCGGACAUGAAUCGGACUGCCCUGUCUCCGCCCCAGCGGUGGAAGAUCAACGGUGUGCUCAAUCCCACCUACAAGUGUGGGGCUCCCAUUCGGAUUGAAAACACCCAGUUCCCGGAUCCAAGUGGUCUCCAGUCCGUGACGACCGCCAUUGCUAGCUGGCAGGUUACCUGCAACAUGACCCAGCCCAAGCCCAAGGAGGCCAAGUGCUGUGUCUCAUUCUCGGCCUAUUACAACGACUCGGUCAUCCCCUGCAACACCUGCGCCUGUGGGUGCGAGGACACCGACAGGAAGUGCAGUGCCAAUGCCCGCCCGAUGCUCCUUCCCCCGGAGGCUGCCCUGGUGCCAUUUGAUAACCGGACAGUCAAGGCCAAGGCCUGGGCCAAGCUCAAGCACAACCCCAUCCCGGCCACACUUCCCUGCCCAGACAACUGUGGUGUCAGCAUCAACUGGCAUAUUGACACGAACUACCGGGGCGGGUGGACAGCCCGAGUGACACUCUUCAACUGGGACGAGAUUCCUUUCGAGGAUUGGUACACAGCAGUCCAGUUGAAUAAGGCUUUCCAAGGGUUCGACACCGUCUACUCCUUCAAUGCCACGAAGCUCGUACAUCGCAGCGCCAACAACACCAUCUUCUUCCAGGGUCUCAAGGGGCUGAAUUACCUGAUGGGGGAGACCAAUGGGACCAACCCGUCCAAGGACCCGCGGGUACCUGGGAAACAGCAGUCCGUGAUCUCCUUCAAGAAGAAAGAUAAUUGGGACAUCGAUAUAACAAAAGGGGACGGGUUCCCGACCAAGGUGUUCUUCAACGGUGCAGAGUGCUCGAUUCCCACGGGCAUACCGACAGGGAGCUCAGAUAAGCGGGCUCGGGUCGACUCUAUGCUGGUUAUUCUUGUCGGUAUUGCGACGUUCGCACUGAUGACAGACCGGUUCCACUGGUGAUUUUUCUUGCAAAAAAACAAGGAGGGUAAGCAGUGAUUCAGAACUGAGGAGGGGAUGAUGAUGAAGUGAACCAAAAUCAUUAGAUACGGUUUGGUCCUUUUUUUUUUCCCCC